AUGGCAGCAAUCAACCCUGCGGUUGUGCUUGCAGCGAGCUUGGGGGAGUCGCUUGGCGUUCCCGAUUACGCCCCUGGGCUCACGUUUGGGGAGGCCUUGCAGCAUGCGGAGAACAUGGAGGCGAGCGACCACCCGCUCAUCAAGGUCGACAAGAUCGACACAGCAGGCCAGUGCAACAUCGCCGAUCUGCCAGCGGAGUUCGCGACGGAGCGCGGGGGGAUGAUUGAAUACUUCGCGGACUACGUGGGGGACUUCGGCGGCGACAUCCCUUGGCAGACGCUUCACGACCUCGCCAAAACCUGCGACUACAAGAGCAUGCCAGAACCAUUCUCUCUGAAGAGGGAGCCCGCUGGUCAGUACUCCACGCAGCUGUUCAUCAUCAAGAAGCCCGACGGCAAGCACGACAUCCUCAAGGACGUGAGCCUCCUGUCGGCGAAGACUAGGACAGACACGUGCAUGCAGAUGUGUCGUGGCACUUGCUUAAUAUGGCGCUAUGGCAACCAGUAUAGGAUUGGCCGCCUGGCAGUCCAGUACACGCUCGAAAAGUUGGAGGGCUUCCAGCUGCGGUACCACACCGUUGUCGCGAAGCCUGGCAAGGGGCCGCCCAGGAAGACGGCCGAGCGGGAACUCAAGGCCGCAGGGUACAAGUUCAUUCGAGAGAAGGGGCCGCGGAGCAACAAUGCCAACCAAUUCAUGGAGUUCGCAGAUCGGGAGAGCGCCCGCCCAGAGAGUCCGAUCUCCGGCUGGGAGGAAAGCCGAAUCGAAAGGGCUUUGAACAACUAUGCCAGGGGCAGGGCGAAUGCUAAGGGCCUCACGAUAUGGGCCUUGACGCUCCGAGACUUCGACCCUUGGUUUCUCAACGAGGUCAUCAGGCCCACCUUGGCGCCCACCCUCAGGGGUUUCGGCGUUGCGUGGCUUGGCAAGACCCGCGUCGGGAAGAGCGCGGGGUCGAAGACCUUGGCUUUCAUGAUGAGCCGCGUGGAGAUCGAGGCAUUGGACCAAUCUGGCGAAGUCGAGAAGGGCGACCUCCUGCCGACCGUCGUGACCGCCAAACACUUCGACUUUUUCAAGGGCGAGCCUGUAAUCCGCAUCAGGCCAGCAAUCUUCGAUGAUGGCGAGUUAUCGGAGCAGUCGGUCUGCAAUAAUGCUUACGACAAAGACUUCGAGACGGAGCUCGUGUCCAAGUGGGCGGAGGGCACGUCGAAGGACGUGAGCUCUGACGACUUCAUGAAGUUGAUCAGGCCCUCGUUCUGCCAGGUAAAGGAAGACGAGGACUUGCUGGCCAUCGGUGCUCGCACUCAUUUUGUUUUGGUCACUGACAAGCGCGUGUACUUCCGCCACGCCAGCGACGGACGGGGCCGAGAGCCCUGGUGGACCUACACCAACCCCCCGACGAGCCCGACCUUUUUCAACGAGCGCUGCAAGGAGGCCUUCGGCGCAUGCAAGCAGGACCCCACUAAGCCUGUCUACCCUGCGUACUUCGAAGACGACGUCAAGUGGUCGAUGAACUACUUGAAGC
Prorocentrum cordatum is the source of this 1519-nucleotide messenger RNA. NCBI's taxonomy places the organism in Eukaryota, Dinophyceae, Prorocentrales, Prorocentraceae. The record is from the annotation of a GenBank genome assembly.